UUGUUUCUAGACCAUAUAAGAAUGCUCAUUUUUGUACAGUUGUACCCUAUGUUUCUGAUCUCUCAUACACUAAAACCCCACUUAUUUUAACUUUUAUCUAUCUGAAUUACUAUUUUCUUCAAUCUCCCAAGGAGGUGGACCAGAGUGAAAUUUCAAGAGGUUUUUUUUUUUUACUAUUACAUGAUUUGAGCUCACUAAGGGUUUCACGGUAAACCUAGUGCAUAUAUAAAAUGGAGAAAGAAGAAAACUACUCAGUACGCAAAAUCCAAGAAAACCUUUAUCUUCAUUGUUUGUUAUAUUGUAUUUUCUUGUUGACUCAUCAUUACAUGACUAUGCUGUUUUUCUUUCAACCUGAAAUGUUGCAGGGUUCCAUUCCUGGAAAUUUCACAGGACUUGACUACACACUAGAACAUCAUCAGCAGAAUCAGCAUCCACAGCUGAUGAAGCCACAGAUUGGAGAAGCAUCGGGUGACGAUGGCAGUAAUCAAAUGGUGGAUUACAUGCUCCAUAACACUGCUCAGCAACAGCCUAUGUCUUCUGGCUUUUGUGGUUCAACUUCUUUAGAUAAGUUGAGCUUUGCUGAUGUGAUGCAAUUUGCCGAUUUUGGUCCAAAGUUAGCCUUGAAUCAAGCAAAAACUCCAGAGGAGGAAACUGUCUUGAAUGAUUCAGUUUACUUCCUUAAAUUUCCGGUCUUGAAUGAGAAGUUGCAGGAUGACCCUGAUCAUCAAGCCCUUAUGAUUCCUCGACCUAUCAAUGAAGAAAGCAACUCUAAAGUAGGGGAAGAAGGUGAUCAAAGACCUGAUCAAGAUCAAGCCCGGGGUUUCGGAAACACAUCAGUUCAACUGCAAUUUCUUGGUGAUAACCGAGAAAAGAGUCCUUUAACAACAGAAACUAAGAACAAGAAAAAAAGAUCUAGAACUAUCAAGUCGAGUGAAGAAGUUGAGAGCCAGCGGAUGACUCACAUAGCAGUAGAAAGAAACCGUAGGAAGCAAAUGAAUGAACAUCUUCGAGUUCUUAGGUCUCUCAUGCCUGGCUCAUACGUGCAAAGGGGAGAUCAAGCAUCAAUAAUUGGCGGGGCGAUUGAGUUCGUAAGAGAAUUGGAGCAACUUCUUCAAUGUCUAGAAUCACAAAAAAGGAGGAGGCUAUAUGGAGAUGGUCCAAGACCAAUAGGAGAUUCAUCAUCAUCAGUUCCAAUUCAGCAACCUCAACCCCCAUUUUUUCCUGGCAUGCCUCUUUCUAGUGAUCAAAUGAAGCUUGUUGAAUUGGAAACUGGACUACAUGAAGAAACAGCUGAGAGCAAGUCAUGCUUGGCUGAUGUUGAGGUGAAGCUCUUAGGGUUUGAUGCAUUGAUCAAGAUAUUGUCUAGAAGAAGACCUGGACAGCUUAUUAAGACCAUUGCUGCCCUUGAGGAUUUGCAGCUCAAUAUUCUUCAUACCAACAUAACCACAAUUGAACAGACUGUUCUAUAUUCUUUCAAUGUCAAGGUAGCAAGCGAAGCAAGGUUCACAGCUGAAGAUAUAGCAAAUUCCAUUCAACAAAUUUUCAGUUUUAUCCACGCAAACAGCAGCAUAUGAUGAUGGCCUUUAAUUUAUAUGUGACUAGAGUUGAAUGAUUUUUCUCUGUAGCUUGUACGGUGUAUUGAACAUGUUUUCAGUUUUCCUUUGUGGGCUCUGCUAAAAACUGGCUAGGAGUGUGUAGUACCUCUAUUGGUACAAAUUACAAAAUACAGUACCUUGAAUUGAUUUGAUGGGUGAAGAUGAAUUCAUAUUA
Molecule: messenger RNA, 1770 nt
Organism: Coffea arabica (coffee)
Lineage: Eukaryota; Viridiplantae; Streptophyta; Magnoliopsida; Gentianales; Rubiaceae
Source: RefSeq, a predicted model, not a curated record